AUGCGCGCUCCAGAAAAUUGGCCAAAGCCACUCGUCUCGGCACUAUCGAUCCUGGCAUUCCAUGCCCUCGCCGCUUAUGGCUCGCGGACGAGCUCCGAGACGGCCGUGACCGACGUAUGCGAGUCGAGGACCAUCAACUACAUCACCCACACCCUCCCCCAGCAGUGCCUACGGACCUCGUGGACGAGCCCCACCCCAGCGGUAAACGAGGGCGCAGACGUGACCGCAGUUACGGCCACAACCGAUGACUCGUCGAACCAAACCGCCUCUGGGGCGACCACUGCUGCCCCGGGCACCGUCACGGUCACCGAGACCCCCGAAUCGGCCCAGGAGAACACCACGGCGCCCGAACAAGAUGGGCAAGAGGAUCUGGCCGCCAGCUCCUUUAUGUCAUUUGAGGAGUGGAAGGAGAUGAUGCUUCGGAAGUCGGGACAGGACCCUGCCAAUAUUGAAGCGCAGAAGCGGCGCGAGCGUCGGGAACGGGAACGGGGACCAGCCGCCAACGCCGGUGACACGGACAGCUUUGGGGAAGAGGGGGAAAUAUCGCUCGAUUUUGACGCCCUUACAGAAAAGGUCUCUGAAAUCGCCUCGUCGGCGGACAAGACAGCACCGAAAACUGAGGAAACGAAGCAAGAACAGCCGAUCUUCUACGACGACGGUAAGACGCAGUACUACCGAAGCAAAGACGCUGGGAAGACCUGCAAGGAAAGGUUCUCGUAUGCCUCGUUUGACGCUGGUGCGACCGUCCUAAAGACAAGCCCCAAAGCACAAAAUGCAAAGGCCGUCCUUGCCGAAAACAAGGAUUCUUAUAUGCUCUUGGAGUGCCGCAGCAAGAACAAGUUUAUCAUUGUCGAGUUGAGCGAUGAUAUUCUAGUCGAUACCGUCGUCUUGGCCAACUUUGAAUUCUUCUCCAGCAUGAUUCGCAAGUUCAAGGUCAGCGUUAGCGAUCGCUACCCUGUGAAGCUGGACAAGUGGGUGGACCUGGGCACCUUUGAGGCACGCAACUCGCGGGACAUACAAGCCUUCCUGAUUGAGCAUCCCCAGAUCUACACCAAGUACAUCCGUAUCGAGUUUCUGACUCACUGGGGGAACGAGUUCUACUGCCCGGUGUCCUUGCUCCGUGUCCACGGCACUCGCAUGUUAGAUACAUGGAAAGAACCCAAUCACGACGACGAGCAGGAACAGAUCGAUCGGCCAGCCCAGGACCCAGUCACCGAGACGCCCAAGGUACAGGAAGAGCAAGUCGUUGAUGACAAUCCCCCUGUGGCCCAGGAACCAGAGCCUGUACCGCAUGUCCACAUCGAAACUGGCCUUACCCUAUGGCGCCCACUCGGUGAACUGUCGUACGGGACGUGUAAAUCGCGUUCCCCCACAACGGCCAGGACUACACACACCGUUGCAAGCUCAGACAGGCUUGCCAAACGAGCUUCAACCCCUUCAGAAUCGCCGGUCCCGCCGCCACCGGCGGCUUCGCCUGCUGAUGAAGGGCCUCGAUCCGGCGGUUCGCCUCCGGCCGAGUCAGGAUCAUCUGGAACGCCAGCAUCCCAGAAGCAGCCGGCGGGAGAUACACCUUCCGGUGCCCCUUCAGCCCCACCGCAAGCCAGUGAUAACGGCAUGGCCAAUAAUUCGACCCAGAAACCUUCUGAUGCGAGAAGAGACAGCGCAGAGAGCGCAUCAGCUUCCACCCCAGCCGCCACGGCCACCCCUCGUGACAAAACGGCAACUACUUCCUCAGCAGCCGCUUCGCCUACCGUGCAAGAAUCUUUCUUCAAGACAGUAACCAAGCGUCUACAAUUGCUGGAAUCCAACACGUCUAUGUCCCUUCAGUACAUCGAAGAGCAGUCACGCUUCUUGCAAGAUGUACUCCUCAAGAUAGAGCGGAAGCAAAUCACACGUGUCGACUCUUUUCUUGACAACCUCAACAAGACGGUCCUCUCGGAACUCCGCAACGUGCGCACCCAGUACGAUCAGAUUUGGCAGAGCACCGUCCUAGCCCUCGAAACUCAGCGCGAUCAAUCCCAGCGCGAGGUCGUCGCGCUCACCUCACGUCUCAACAUACUCGCCGACGAAGUAGUUUUCCAGAAGCGCAUGGCCAUUCUACAAAGCGUUCUCCUCCUCUCUUGUCUCGUCCUCGUGAUAUUUUCUCGCGGGGGUCUCGCGGCUCUAGAUAGCGCUUCUUUCCCGACGUUCCCACCAGCCUCUGCUACCGCCGGUUACCGCCGUUACGGCUACGCCCGUUCUGAUUCGAUUUCUGGCAUGUCCCCGCCUAACGCCUCACGUCCUCAGUACCCCAAUGGAGGCCCAUCCCCUAUCAACGAGGUCAAUUCCGACCUCAGCCUCAACACCGGUAACGCGGACCACAGCCUCGCGGCCUCUGCUCUCCCGCGACACUUAUAUCCAACCACGACUUCUUUCAAAGACAAAUCUCUCCCUCUAACCCCUCCUUCAGAAUACAGCCGCGAGAGCACACCCGCAACCACAACCCACCAUCAUAACCUCAACCAGAGCAGCCCCGACCCCACACGUAACGAACAAGAUCACGGACGCGAACGCGGCCAUGAUGAUACCGGAACACCUUCCCGCGCUCAAAGAGGGCAAGGACUACAGCGCAACCGAACAACCUACUCUGGGGGAGUGCAAGAGCGGAUCCCAGAAGAGGCGGACGAAGACGUGGAAGAAGAAGACCCGGCGGAGGAGGAAAGGGAGCGAGGGGCCCAAGGGCAUGGGCAAAACCAAGAUAAGCCCCCGGUCCUUAGAUCACGAUCUGCUGUGUUGCCAUCAAGCGCCAGCGGUGGGCUCAGGAAGCCUUUGCCUGCGUUGCCCGAGGACCCAAAUUAA
Messenger RNA from Dichotomopilus funicola, 2838 nucleotides. Its product is annotated as UNC-like C-terminal-domain-containing protein. Gene Ontology annotation, biological process: protein folding in endoplasmic reticulum. NCBI's taxonomy places the organism in Eukaryota, Fungi, Ascomycota, Sordariomycetes, Sordariales, Chaetomiaceae. The record is from RefSeq and is a predicted model, not a curated record. Bases 1 to 2838 code for a protein of 945 amino acids. Gene Ontology annotation, cellular component: cytoplasm; membrane. The transcript has 2 exons.